Carlito syrichta (Philippine tarsier) is the source of this 933-nucleotide messenger RNA. RefSeq names its product olfactory receptor 148-like. The record is from RefSeq and is a predicted model, not a curated record. Bases 1 to 933 code for a protein of 310 amino acids. The transcript has a single exon. NCBI's taxonomy places the organism in Eukaryota, Metazoa, Chordata, Mammalia, Primates, Tarsiidae. Gene Ontology annotation, molecular function: olfactory receptor activity; G protein-coupled receptor activity. Gene Ontology annotation, cellular component: membrane. Gene Ontology annotation, biological process: G protein-coupled receptor signaling pathway.
AUGAGAAAUCACACAUUGCUGAAUGAGUUCUUUCUACUGGGAAUACCUCAGACAGAGGGUCUACAGGCUUUGCUCUUUGUUAUCUUCUCAUUCAUCUACCUCUUCACCUUGCUUGGAAAUUUGCUCAUCCUUAUAGCAAUCAUUUCUUCCUCUACCCUUCACACCCCCAUGUAUUUUUUCUUGGGACUCCUAUCUAUUUUUGACAUGUUGUUCCCAUCUGUAACCUGUCCCAAGAUGUUAUGCUAUCUCUCUGGCCAGAGCCCAGUCAUUUCUUAUAAGGGAUGUGCUACACAGCUCUUCUUCUAUCAUUUUCUGGGUUCUACUGAAGGCUGUCUCUAUUCUGUGAUGUCUUAUGAUCGCUUUGUUGCCAUCUGUCACCCACUGAGAUAUAUGCUUAUCAUGAAACCUGGAGUCUGUGUCAGUUUGGUCAUGGUAGCCUGCUUGGUGGGUUGUCUUCAGGCUACCAUACUAACCUCCUUUACCUUUCAGCUAUCCUACUGUGGUCUCAAUCAGGUGGACCAUUUCUUCUGUGAUAUCCCUGCUGUUUUACCCCUGGCUUGUACUGACAGUGCCCUGGCCCAAAGAGUGGGCUCCAUCAGCGUUGGCUUUCUGGCUUUAAUGCUUUUGUUCAUUGUUUGUGUCUCCUACACUCGCAUUGGGAUUGUCAUCUUGAGAAUUCGUUCAGCAGAGGGCAGACAGAAAGCAUUCUCCACCUGCAGCGCACAUCUCACUGCCAUCCUCUGUGCCUAUGGACCUGUAAUCAUCGUCUAUCUUCAGCCUAUACCCAACUCCUUGCUUGGUGCUAUGGUGCAAAUAUUAAAUAAUGUUGUCUCACCCAUGCUUAACUCAUUAAUCUAUUCCUUAAGGAACAAGGAAGUAAAAAGAUCUCUGAAAAGAGUGUUCCAAAAUGUUAUACUUACUGUUUGGGAAUAA